AAACGAUUUGUUAAUGUAAUCUUAUAAAAUCAUUUUAAUUAGGUUAUUUCAACAAUAUUCACAAAAAAUCAAAUAACAGCUGUAAUUUAAUAAAUUGAUUUAUUACAAGUGGAUUCAAUAAUUUUAAUUGCUGGUACAAUUCAAAAGUUUUCAUAAAACUACGAUGAAAAAAACUGAACUAAUGGAAAAAGGAAACGUUUAUAGGAUUCAGAAAAGGUGUGAUAAAAGGAAACCACCGAAACUACCAUCAUAUGCUACUCCCGUUCACAAACCGAUAAAAUGUCAAAGUGGAAGUGUAAAGAGGCAAGGUCUUAUCGAGUGCACUCCAGUGAGGAUACUCACCCUCCAUGCCAACAGGUCCUUGUCUUUGCAGGACCUGUCGCCUGGAUUAGAGCAAGGCAUGGCGAUCAGGAGAUCCUAUAUCUGCCAAGAAGAUGUUCCAGAAACGCAAGGUCUACCUAUGAUUGCAUGUCAAUCUGACGACAGGACGAAGCUGCUUGCUUUCUUUGUGUAUGGCAGGCUCCUGAAGAAGGUAUGGAUAAGGAGGAAAGAAUCCUCAGAACGUCUGGAAAUUCUGCUCGAUUCCAGUAAUAAUCAAACAAAGAGAUUGAAGACACAAGUUGAGACUCUGAAAUCACUCUUGUCAUCGGAUGAACAGAUAAUUUCCAGUUGUUUCAGAGAAGUGCAGACACUCAAGGGGGUUCUCACUGAUCUCGAAACGAAGCAUAAUUUCGUUCUUGAGGAAAACGAUGAACUGGAGAUGAGGUGUCAAAAACUAAGAGAUGACCUCCUCAGAACAGAAGCAGAAGCCCAUAACAACAAGAACAGUUUGAUCCUUGUCAGAUCCGAGAUUGAUAGCCUGGAAGGACAGCUUCUGAAGGAGAAGGAAAAGUCUGCGAAAUUAAAGAAGGAAAAUAAGUCACUUUCAGGAAAGAUCGAAAACCUGACAAACAAUCUGAAAGGAAAAUGUGUGGCUCUAGAAAAUGCAGACCAGAAGAUUCUAGGAUUACAGGAUCAGUUAAAAUCAAAGAAUUUACUCAUUGAGGAGUCCCUUGUCAAAGUUGAGGGAAGCGAAAGGGCUCUUGAAAGCGCUGAAAAACAGUUGGAAAUUGUGCAUGCCAGGCUCAAAGAAGAAAAAUACGCUUACCAAGUCAUGAUCCAAGAAGCAGUUACUAAAUCGAUGAACCUGGAAGCUCAACUUGCCUUAUUAAAGACACCACCUUUAAAGACGAAGAUCAUCAUGCUGACUGAGUGGUUGAUUAACAUACCAUUGGCCCUGGCUACUUGGUAGCGAUCUCUACAUGUUUAAUAGUGAUAGCAAGAACUUAGGCGACAGCUAGUAAUUUAUUCCUAGAUGUAUCUUAAGUAAAUAAACGGAGUGACCUAUUUU
Nezara viridula (southern green stink bug) is the source of this 1390-nucleotide messenger RNA. The record is from the annotation of a GenBank genome assembly. NCBI's taxonomy places the organism in Eukaryota, Metazoa, Arthropoda, Insecta, Hemiptera, Pentatomidae.